GGAAGUCGCCGGCGGCGCGGGCCCCGGUGCUAAGUGCUCUGCCUGGCUGCGGUUAUCAACUCGGGCUGGUCCCGGAGUAGUUCGGUGUGUGUCCCCCGCCUCGCUACGGCUCUCUGAGGUCCCGCCGUCCGCUGCAGGCCACGGGUCCACCUCUCCACCCCUGGCGCUCGGUGACACUCUGCGAUCUGGCACCAGACAGCCCGCGCGCGUGCUGACCCCGCGUCACCCGGGGUCCCUGGUUCAGGUCGCCGCCCACCCCGGGCCCGGCCUGGCUUAGGCGGCGGCCCUUGGAGGGGGCGGGGGGUGGGGUCGGUCCGACUUAUCCUCAACUCUCCCGGAGCAUCUCCACAAAUGGCUUCUCCUUAAGUAGAGGGCAAGCAGCCUAGGCCUCGGGGCCUGGGGAGGAUGGUAACCCUCUGGCGUUUGUCCGUCAGGGUCUGCUUGUCACACUUAAGAUGCUUUGAGUUCGGGAAGGAACUUGGCCUUUCCAGACCCCUGGGGUGCUCUCGCAAUGCCAGACUAUGUUGGUUUCUGCUGGGUACUUUGCCCAAAUUUAUCUCAGCCCAUGGGAAUGUUGGAGAGGGGGCGUCUGGCAGCUUGUGCCAACGAAAGACCCACUGGAGUGACCUGGCUGAAAAUGGACGGGUGGAAGUGACCCAAGCAGGGCCUCUGGGCCGUGUCUUACUGUGUCUCCGCCUAGGGCUCCGCGCUGGCGUUCUCUUGGCGAAAUUCUUCCCCCUCCUGGUCUUGUACCCUCUCACCUACCUGUCUCCUAGCCUCUCCACCCUCUGGCUCCACCUACUUUUGAAAGCCACGGAGACCUCGGGUCCAACAUACAUCAAAUUGGGCCAAUGGGCCGGCACCCGGCGAGAUCUCUUUUCAGAGGCUUUCUGUGUCCAGUUCUCCAAGCUGCAUGUCCAGGUGACCCCCCACCCUUGGGCCCACACGGAAUGCUUACUCCAGCAGGCAUUUGGGGAGGACUGGGGCAGCCUCCUCUUUUUUGAUACCCAGGAACCUGUGGGUUCAGGUUGUGUGGCACAGGUGUACAAAGCAUUCGCUAGCACUGCCUUGCUGGAGGACAGAAUCUGGAGACUUGGGGACCUCUCUGUCCCACAGCUGUCCUCAGGAACCGGGGCAGUCGGGAUGCCGAGACAGCCCUUUGCGAAGGAAUGGAAGCCUUUAGAAAACCUUGCCGAUGAAGCAUUUCUAGAAAAGCUGCUGCUUCCUAAAACUGACCUUGUUAGGUCAGAAGUGGGCACAUCUCAGGUUCCUGGCCAUCCACCUACGUCGGAUCACCUCAUCCCAGUAGCAGUGAAAGUGUUACACCCUGGCUUGCUCACUCAGGUGUACAUGGAUUUACAGCUGAUGAAGAUUGGCAGCCAAGCCCUGGGGCUUUUACCAGGAGUCAAAUGGCUUAGCUUGCCUGAGAUUGUGGAGGAAUUUGAGAAGCUCAUGGUCCAACAGAUAGACCUGCGUUAUGAAGCUCAGAAUCUAGAACACUUUCAGCACAACUUCCAGGACAUGGCGUCUGUGAAAUUCCCCACCCCAAUCCACCCCCUUAUUACUCGGGAUAUCCUGGUGGAAACGUACGAAGAGAGUGUCCCAGUGUCCAGCUACCAGCAGGCAGGAACUCCUGCCGACCUGAAGAGGGAGAUUGCAAGGCUGGGGAUCAACAUGCUUUUGAAGAUGAUAUUUGUGGAUAACUUUGUGCAUGGAGACCUUCACCCUGGGAACAUCCUGGUCCAGGGUGCUGAUGGAUUGUCCCCAAGCCUGGAGACGCAACAGCAGCAGGUGAACGUCCGUGACACACUGGUGGCUACCCUAGCGCCUGCCCUGUGCCCACUGCGUCUGGUGUUGUUGGAUGCUGGCAUUGUGGCAGAGUUGCAGGCUUCAGACCUGAGGAAUUUCCGGGCAGUCUUCUUGGCUGUAGUUCUGGGGCAGGGCCACAGAGUAGCUGAACUCAUCCUGCAUCAUGCCCGGGCCAAUGAGUGCAAGGAUGUGGAAAGGUUCAAGGCUGAGAUGGCUACACUGGUGACCCAGGCCCGGGAGAACACCAUGACACUGGAAAAGCUUCAUGUCUCCAGCCUCCUUUCCAGUGUUUUUAAGCUGCUGAUGAUCCAUAAGGUAAAGCUCGAGAGCAACUUUGCCUCCAUUGUGUUCGCCAUCAUGGUGCUGGAGGGGCUUGGCCGCUCGCUGGACCCCAAGCUGGACAUCCUGGAGGCAGCAAAGCCCUUCCUGCUCAGAGGAGGAGGGUUCCUGUGACUGUGGCAGUGGGCACACAGUGAAGGCAGAUCCUGACAGUCUGUCCUGUGGCAGCUGAGACAUCUAAAAUUGGGAUGUGUGGCAGAAAUGUUACUAAUUACCCGGUGACCUAGCUUCACGGUCUGUUUGAAAAAUUUGGGGUUAUUUAGGGUACAAAGGAGGGGAGCCGAAACUGGUGCCAGAGACACCAUUUCAGGAAAAGACCCUGCAGAAGAAGACAAAUACAUUUGUUUUUCUGUUUUC
Peromyscus californicus insignis is the source of this 2505-nucleotide messenger RNA. RefSeq names its product aarF domain containing kinase 2 (gene Adck2). Gene Ontology annotation, cellular component: mitochondrion. The transcript has 8 exons. The coding region runs from base 406 to 2262 and encodes 618 amino acids. The record is from RefSeq and is a predicted model, not a curated record. NCBI's taxonomy places the organism in Eukaryota, Metazoa, Chordata, Mammalia, Rodentia, Cricetidae.